UCGAACCUCUGAUGGACGAUAUAUUUCUGUUAGCAUUUCUCAGGCACAAGAAGUACGACGUUAAAAACGCAUUUAAAAUCCUAUGCAACUUCUAUGCGAUGAAGAAAAAGUAUUUCAGAAUACUCACGGAUUUCAAGCCUUCAGAAUUGAAUUAUGUCCUGGAGAAAAAUCAGUUGACAGUACAACCAUUUAGAUGUCCUGAUGGCUGCAGCAUUGGAAUUUGGAGAAUAGGUCAUCAUAACUUCGAGACUACUACACUGGAAGAUUUGACAGCCACACUUAUGACGAUGGGUUUAAUGUUAAUUCGCAUAGAAGCUUCUCAAGUAUGUGGUUUAGUUAUGAUUUGGGACUGGAAAAGCCUAUCUUUUCAGGAGUUCAACAAAAUUUCUCUUCAUCGUGCAGCCCACUAUGCAUAUGAUAUUCUG
Messenger RNA from Stegodyphus dumicola, 425 nucleotides. Its product is annotated as alpha-tocopherol transfer protein-like. Gene Ontology annotation, molecular function: phosphatidylinositol bisphosphate binding. Gene Ontology annotation, cellular component: membrane. Lineage: Eukaryota; Metazoa; Arthropoda; Arachnida; Araneae; Eresidae. The record is from RefSeq and is a predicted model, not a curated record.